Molecule: messenger RNA, 2275 nt
Organism: Linum trigynum
Lineage: Eukaryota; Viridiplantae; Streptophyta; Magnoliopsida; Malpighiales; Linaceae
Source: the annotation of a GenBank genome assembly
ACUCAUCGGCUCCACCCUCACACACUUUAAAAAAAAAAAAAAACAACAAUUUCCCAUUAUUCUUUGCGUUGUAUCUUCAAAAUUCUACCUCCAUUUGUUAGCCAUUAAGGCAUUAACAAAGGGACAAUCACUCAUAUAGGCCAUUAAAUUUCCUGGUCAUGGACAAAUCGGUCCCUUGAAGUUUAAUUUCAACGAACUUUGUCAAUACAGAAGUUUGUAAUAACAACAAGCAGAAUAGUAAAUUAGUAAUUAAUAGUUACUUUGUUCAUCUCCUUCAAGCUUUUCAUCCAUAUUGUUGAAAUUCACGUGUUAAUAUCUCGUCUAAAUAAUGAUACAAAUAUACAAUGUAGUCCGAUGCCUUCCCAUUUUAGCAAAUUAAACCGUAAUAGUUCCUUUUACAUCCUACCCGAUCGCCAACUAUAGACUACGCGCGCUAAUUUUUUUUAAAUAUUAAUUUGGGAUGAAUCAAUACGUUAGUCCAACCGUAAAACUUGAUGGAAAUACGAUUGUAUUAGUGAUUUCAAACCUCAGUAAUGAGUCCAUGGAGAAAUAACGGUUCAGUCACCACUUUAAGUCCAAGGAUUGUUCAUGUAAUUGACCCAUUAACAUUGGAUUUCAGACCUCCGAUUUUCCUCCUAAACUGUUUGGAUAAGGCGGUAUAAACCUCUUAAUAAUUGAUCAGGUUAUUAUAAAAAAAAAGUCCAAGGAUUGUUCAUGUAAUUGACCCAUUAACAAAUCAUCACCACUUCCUAUAUAUAUACGCCUACGCCUAUAACCCAUCGAGCUAACUCUGUUUAAUUCAUAAUCCAAUCCCAUUUCCCAACUCCAAUCUCUCUUGUUUUGUACUCUCUUUUCUUUAAACUUCCAUUCAAAUUCUUUGCAUUAUUUAUAUUUAUUCGAUUAGCUGUUAGUAAUCCAGCUCAAAACGUGCAAAAUUUUGGUUCACACAAUACUUAGAGAUGCUGAAAGAACCGCCGGUCCGACCAACUAAGCUACACUUCGCUAUAUGCUUUACCGUUCUACUCUUCAUGGGCCUGAUCGCCCUGAUCUGCUGGCUCAGCCUGCGCCCCAGCCGGCCCGAAUUCCAAAUCCACCACUUCACCAUUGUGGGCCUGGGCCAGGCCGACGGGUUCGAAUCCACCCGAAUCGUGUUCAACGUCUCGGUCAGGAACCCGAACCGGAGGCUGAGAAUCUCCUACGAAUCUUUAUCGGCUUCGGUAUACUACGGCGGGGAACGGAUUGGGUCCACGCCGUCGCUUUAUUCGUUCGAUCAGCCGCCGGAGAACACGUCGUACGUGCACCACGUGCUGACCGGCGGGGUUAUGGCCGGGAACUAUGGUCAGCCGUGGAUGGAGAUAGUCAGCGACCGGGCGCAAGGAUGGUGGACUUCCGGUUGGAGCUGAGGUCAACGAUUCGGAAUGAGAAGGCGAUAUUGGAUAUGAAGCGACACCGUUUGCGUCCCAAGUGUAAUGCUCCUGUUGGGCCGGAUGGGCUUCUGUUGCCCGAUUAUAGAGACAAACGAUGUUCCCUCUAACUCGUGUCUCAAUUUAAUUUUUAUUCACUACUUGUUCAAUGUUGAGGGUGUGGACAAAUAUGCAUUGUAAGUUGUAUCUACUUCCGAUCUACUCGUCGUCCUCGUUCUAUUUAAUACUGUCGUGAUCUUAACUUCUGUUAAAUCAUAUUCUAAUAAUCACAUUAAAAAUACAAUUAGGUAUAUAUCUCAAAGUUUUGAUUAAUUAAACUCAACUAGUACACGAGUUAUUGUCCAGGAAGUAUUUUCGAGAACCAAAAAAUCAAAAAAAUCACAACGUUUACAACUCCGAUAGGAGCUAAGCGCAAAAAUCAAAAUCUCCAAUAAGCGCAUGAAACAAUGAAAUGGCCUUUCGAGAAUAGAAGUUAAAAUCACGAUAGUAUAUGAUAGGACAAAAUAGAUCGACCUAAUUUGACCCAAACCACAUGAGAGUUAAUUAAGCCACAUUGCACGCAGCACAAGACAAAUAUAAUGUGAGUUAUUGAGGUUCCGCCCAUCCUGCUCCAUUGCCAUCCUUAUUUACACUAAUGGUAAAUGACUAGUAAGAAAACGUGUUAUACUUCCAUGUCCGUAAAAAUGACAGAAAAUCGAACAUUAAUCAUCUGCAUGUUGAUUAAAUACGUUUAACUGAAAGUUCGGUGGAAGUAGAACUAAAUCCAAGUUAGCAUUUUGUUUCAUUUUGAAGAUCAAUGUUAAUUUUUGGUUACUUCCAUUAAUGACUAAGAAGAAAUGACUUAUUAUGCC